UGUAUUAGUUUAGUUGUUACUCAACUAUCGACGAGAACAGAUCGUUUAAAUAAAUUGUCGGAAAUUGUUUUCUCUGCCAGAAUAAAUAAAUUGAUAUAUUGUGCGCGGAAAUGAUGCUCCUAAUAAGUCUAUGGCUGAUGGCAGCCGUUUGUGGUUUAUUUUACAUGUUUUUACGAUGGAAUUUCAACUAUUGGCGGUAUUCCGGUGUCAAUGGGCCAAAGCCUGAAAUCUACUUUGGAAACUUGCCCAGUGCUGUAACGAAAAAACGUCAUGUUGUCUACGAUAUGUGUGAUAUUUAUAAUACUUAUAAAUACUCGGACGAUUUCGUUGGUAUAUUCAAAAAUCGUACGCCACAAUUAUUUAUAUUAAAUCCGGAGCUUGCAAGGCGAAUUUAUGUUCAAGAUUUCAAGAAUUUUCAUGACAAUGAAAGUUUUAAUAUGAUCGAUGAGAAAACUGACUUUCUGUUUGCCAAUAAUCCAUUCGUAACUGGUGGUGAAAAAUGGAAACAACGUCGAUCGGAAAUAAUUCCUGGUUUGACUUUAAGCCGAAUUAAAUCAAUGUUUCCAAUAACUUUGGAAAUAUGCAAACGUAUGACCAGCUACAUAGAGCAGGAAAUUAAACUUCCAUCUGAAAAUGGCAUGGAUGCAAAAGAUAUAACGUCUCGAUUUAUGGCCGAUGUCAUUGCCGAUUGUGUAAUGGGUUUGCAGAGCGACAGCUUCAAAGAUGUUAACUCACCAUUGCUGGUCAAACGACAUGAAAUGUUUCGAUUUCAUCCAGUCUACAUGAUCCUUACCGGUCUACUGCCAAGUAUUGCAAAGAUUAAAAAAGUUCGAUCGAUAAGUAAGGAAUUCGAGGAGUAUUUUGUCGAUUUAAUGGGCAAAACAAUGGAAAUGCGAAAAUCUCAUCUAGCAGCACAAGAAAGAGUCGAUUUCCUUAAUUACCUCUUGCAAUUGCAAGAAAAGAAGAAUUUAACCCAUAUGGAAUUGUGUGCUCACGCAAUGACUUUCAUAUUGGAUGGAUUCGAAACAGUGUCAUCGAUUCUGGCUCAUACAUUGUUACUGUUGGCUCGUCAUCCAGAGAAACAAGAAAAAUUGCGACUGGAAAUUCAAGAAAAUUUAUCUUCAAAUCGAGAUUUUAAUGCCAUUCAUGAAUUGCCCUAUCUUAAUUCGUGUAUCCUUGAAUCUCUACGUUUGUUUCCGGUGGAUUUGUUUUCUCGUAAAAUUUGCACCGAACCCAUCGAAUUGACAAAUAAAAAUGGCAAAACCUUCAAAGUUCCCCGUGGUAUGUUGGUCAUUAUUCCCAAAUAUCCGAUUAUGAUGGACGAUGAUUAUUACCCGGAUGCUUUGGAAUUCCUUCCGGAAAGAUUUUUAGAAGAAAGCGGUGGCGUUAAGAAAUAUCUCUCCAAAGGCGUCUAUUGGUGUUAUGGCGAUGGUCCAAGAAUUUGUCUAGGUGUAACUUUUGGUUUUGUCCAAAUUAAGGCCGCCUUGGUGGAAAUUUUAACAUCAUUCCGUGUUAAGCCAAAUCCCAAAACUCGCACUGAUUAUGACUUGGAUCCUACAUAUUUCUUGGCCCGUCUUGAUGGUGGAAUAUAUUUAGAUUUUGAAUUACUCUAAACUUGAUCUCUUUGUCUUGAUAUGGAAUACAUAAAUUAUAUUAACUGAAUGAAAA
Molecule: messenger RNA, 1668 nt
Organism: Musca domestica (house fly)
Lineage: Eukaryota; Metazoa; Arthropoda; Insecta; Diptera; Muscidae
Product: probable cytochrome P450 28a5
Exons: 8
Coding region: 111-1613 (500 amino acids)
Molecular function (GO): oxidoreductase activity, acting on paired donors, with incorporation or reduction of molecular oxygen; heme binding; monooxygenase activity
Source: RefSeq, a predicted model, not a curated record